Messenger RNA from Anastrepha ludens (Mexican fruit fly), 2604 nucleotides. RefSeq lists its product as uncharacterized. The coding region runs from base 12 to 1769 and encodes 585 amino acids. The transcript has 6 exons. Lineage: Eukaryota; Metazoa; Arthropoda; Insecta; Diptera; Tephritidae. The record is from RefSeq and is a predicted model, not a curated record.
GGUAUUUUGAAAUGCAUUUUCACAUAAACGAACUUUUCAUGUUUGCUUUCACUUAUGUGCGUUUUUGUGUUGGUACAAUACGACCUGGUGAUGCCUUAUCGGCAAUGGCCGGCGAGGGUUUUACAUCCUAUUUGGAGUUGCCAAAAACAUUUGGAGCAAUCGAAAAUUGUUGGUUUCAAUUUGAAGGUGAUGCGAAAAUUAAAAUUGAUUUGAAUUCCUUUGAAUCCAUCAUAACGGCACGUGAUGAAGAAGUGCUGCCCUUCUCCGCCAAUGUAUGUGGCAUUCGGGUAAAUAAAGUAUCCCCCGUGUCGGCUGCAAUUUGGACGCUAGAAGCCGAAAAUGCCUUUGGUGACUACGAUCAAGGAGGGAUUAAAAUAUCAAUACUUUCUAUGCAAAAGAAACAACUAAAUACCAGCACAGCGAUGGCCAUUGGCGAGGGUGCCAUUUCGUGCACUCUGCCCACAACUGCCACAAAGCAAUGCAAAAUCAUAGAGUAUAACAGUAAAGAGGUUUGGAACUCUUGCAACAUCUACACACAAAUAAGACCAAAUCAGACUUUCGAUUGUUACACCAACAAUUUGGGAUGCAUUACACAGAGUCAUGAGCAUAUAACUGUUGAGCUUAAAAAUAGUACUAUGUAUACUACGGCCAGUGUGACGGAAUCGGAUAAUAGUGUAGUGAUGCGCUGCCAAUUCAGUAGUAUGGUACACGGUUGUCAGGCUGAAUUGCCGGGGCGUGAAAAGGAGUUAUACAUUAUGGAGGGAUUGUACAAUGGACACUACUCGGCCUAUGACACAUUGUAUUCGAAACAGCGUUGUGCCUUGGAAAUACCGAAACCUUUAGCGGAAUCAGAGGUGGGGUUAUGGCGUAUAUAUAACACAGAAAAAACACCACCAACUGGUUGUCUGUUCCACAUUGGCAAGCCGAAGGAACAAAUAAUGGCCGACGAGUUGAGCAAGUUGAUGUUGGAGGUAAACAAAAUUCGAGUUUUCGAUACAGAUACCGAUAUAGAGCUGUUUAUGUGUGAGGUGCCCUUCAGCAUAGACGAUUGCUAUUUGCGUGAUCCCAACAAUACAGUAUACUUUCCGGACCCUAUACGAUUUGAGCGCACGCGCACUUAUGGCCAAUGCCACUUCACUAAAAUGCCUGUAAUGGCAGGUAGUUGGAUAUGUGGUGCGCGCGGACAUGACUAUGCCAGGGAAGUGUUGCAGACAUUUGAGGUCAUAGUCAAAUCUAAAGCAGGCGAAACGCUAACUGAAUCGCUGAAAUUGAAACGGGGCAAAUCGGCCGAAUUGAUGUGUCAGAGCGCGUUUGAAGAACCGCUUACGCAUUGCGCCUUCAUCGAUCCUCUCGGUCGUGUACACUUGGUGGGCACUGCUAAUAGCAUUAAAACUGCAGGCCACGUUAAGUACUUUGGACGCGGUUUGCUAUGGGGUGAAUGCGGCGCACAGAUAAGUGAAACCAAUAGUGAUGAUUUUGGCUUGUGGAAAUGCCAGUUUGUUACCUACAACGAUAAACGCACAUCAAUAUUUAUACUGCGACUGCGUCAAUCCGUUCUUCCUGCUUCAUGGUUUGGCCUAGGCGUUGGUAUAACUAUCAUUGUUGUACUGCUAUUGGCUCUGCUGCUAGCUACGGUGUUCUACCGACGUCGUAAUCGCACAGCCCAACAUAAUUUCACUUCAACGGAUGCCUUCGAUAUGGCUGCGAGUAAUUCUGUGACAGUGACAUCAUUGGAAACUUUGGACCAGCCAGUUGUCGAGAGAUUGUAGUAGAUUAUCUAAGGACUUACAUAUUUACAUACACUUGUGCUCACAUAUAUUAAUUAAGAUGCUUUAUCCUUUUGCAAUAUUUUAUAAACAUUUGUUUGUUAAUUUUUUUAAUACAGUUCAUUGUAUAAUAAAAACCUUUAUAAAUCAAAGUUCUAAACUUUGUGCAAAGUUCACAAAAAUUUAAAAAAAUUGAAAUUGUUAGCAAAAUCUUUAAGUUUUUAAUCAAAAUUUGUAGAAAACUUUUUACAAUAUUCGCAACGUUUUUUAUAAAAAACUUUGUACAAAAUUCACAAAAAUUUAACAAAUUUCAAAUUUUUAUCAAAAUCUUUAACUUUUUAAUCAACAUUUUUUAUAAAAAAACUUUGUACAAAAUUCACAAAAAUUUAACAUAUUUCAAAUUUUUAUCAAAAUCUUUAACUUUUUAAUCAACAUUUUUAGAAAACUUCUAGUAUGCAGUUUGAUAACUCAUUCAAUUUUAGUGCAAUAAUGCAAAUCUGAAGGCGUUCCACAGAAGCUUUGAUUUUUGACAAUUUUUUUUGCAUACGACGUUGAGCAUUUUCUUCCAUAUAAAAGUCUUCCGAACGAAAGCAAUUUUGCAUGAGAAAUAUUGCGAAUAUUGUAAAAAGGUAAAGUAACUUAAUUAUGUGAGCACAGGCGUAUGUAGAUAUUUGUAUGUAUGCAAGUAGGGUAUGCUAUACUUUUGGUUCAAUCUAGUUUUAGGCUUAAGUGCUCGUGGUUGGUAAUGUUUGUAAAUUGUCCAUGUGGCUGUCUGUAUUUAAAUUAUUGUUAUUAUUAUUUUUUAAUACAUUAUAAUAUAGAUAAUAAUACAUGCUGA